Molecule: messenger RNA, 945 nt
Organism: Parnassius mnemosyne (clouded apollo)
Lineage: Eukaryota; Metazoa; Arthropoda; Insecta; Lepidoptera; Papilionidae
Source: the annotation of a GenBank genome assembly
AUGUCAAGUGGCUCGUGGGAGGAGUUUUUCGCCGUCCACCUCCCACCCACAGACUUCGAGGACAACCGAUCGCUGCUCAAGGAAUUCUGCGAACGCCACGACAAAUAUGGCAACAGAAUCGCGCUGGUUACGUCAGGCGGCACAACGGUCCCGCUGGAGCACAACACAGUACGGUUCGUGGACAACUUCAGCGCUGGGACUCGGGGCUCGGCCUCCGCGGAAUAUUUCCUGGAGCACGGCUACGCGGUCAUCUUCAUGCACCGUCAGAAGUCGCUGGAGCCCUAUACGAGACACUUUAGCGGGCAGAAACUACUCGAUAUGCUAGAGUUGGACGAGCGGGGACCAAACACCACUAUAACCGUAAAGCCAGACAGCGUAGACGUUCUGGCCCCAGUGCUGGCUAGGUACAAAGCCGCACAUUCCGCUGGUGCCUUACUCCACGUGUCCUUCACAACGGUCUCCGAGUAUUUCUGGCUGCUGCGGGCCGCUUGCGAGUGCCUUGCGAGACUGGGGCCCAGGGCUCUGCUAUACCUUGCCGCGGCAGUCUCCGACUUCUAUAUACCUAAAGAUAGGGUGCCGACCCAUAAGAUGCAGUCUGCGAGUGGAGCGCCCAUCAUACAACUUCACCUGGUCCCCAAGAUGCUUGCGCCGCUCGUCAGCUUGUGGGUGCCCAACGCUUACGUGGUCUCAUUCAAACUAGAGACAGACGAGAACCUACUUAUACCAAAGGCUAGAGCUGCGCUGGACAAAUAUAAACAUAAGAUGGUGGUGGCGAAUCUUUUGCAAACCCGCCACCACAGGGUCAUCCUGGUCACACCCGAAGCUAGCCAAGAGGUCCUACUCACUAGGGAAGAAGUCCAUGCAGGCGUGGAUAUAGAGGCGACCAUUGUGGGCGAGAUAGUCCGUCUCCACACGGAACACCUCGGCGGCCCCAGCGUCCGCUGA